This is a messenger RNA of Pleurotus ostreatus (oyster mushroom), 1071 nucleotides long. RefSeq lists its product as uncharacterized. Bases 1 to 1071 code for a protein of 356 amino acids. Lineage: Eukaryota; Fungi; Basidiomycota; Agaricomycetes; Agaricales; Pleurotaceae. The record is from RefSeq and is a predicted model, not a curated record. The transcript has a single exon.
AUGGCGAUACACCUUAUCAGCGUCCUUGUUAUCUCUAGUACUCUCGCUGUGGCCGCGCAAGAGCGAUUUCCUCAGACACCACUGGUUUCAAAGCGCUUCUCGUACCCAACUGGCUUACCCUACCAGGCCGACUCCGAGAACCUUCUCAGAGGCACCCAAUUCGGCUACAAUUUGUGCAACUCCUCCACUGAAUCUCAAGAAUCUCUCUGUCAAACAUCAUUCCUCAACGCCGUCGAUGACUUCUGCCUCUGGGCACCCUCCAAAGCAGACUCCCUGAUCGCGGACACCGAAGGCGAGGAAGUCGCUUGGUGCUCUCAACCCGGACGAGGAACGCGGCGUAUCCCCCCUGGCGCGCUGAAAGGCGUCCAAUUCAUGCGCACACCCGACUAUGUCCAAGUCGUAGGAUUCAUCGACCAAACGGCUAUCGACAUUGCUGCGGGCGAUUCGGGCGGCGAGCUGGACCCCCAUGGCGCGGACCUCCGUGGAAAUCCUCUAGGCGGCUUGGUGUACUCCAACGCAUGGUCGAAGAACCCAGACAUGUACGAGCAAGUCAUCGAAUGGCACAACUUCAUGGGCGGCAACGCCUUUUGCUUCAAGGUGUGCGACCCGUCAGGCCCCCAUGCAGCCAAUUACUGCCAGCACAUAUACGACCGCAUCGGGUGUGCCUAUAACGCGCCCAACAACGCGAAGGAAGGCGUGUUCGAAUCGUGCGAAGGCGAGAACCAGGACUUUCCGGGCGUGUACACGCAGGACGGACGGACUCUGACUUACACACAACCACCGGAAGCUCUUGGCCCUAUCACUUCCGUCCCUUAUCAACCCCGUGUCCCCGCCAGCAGCAAUUGCAAGCAAUUCUCGAGCAGCGCCCUAUACACAUAUACACCUAGCAGUGUCAUGCCCGUUUCAUUAGCCGUUACAUCGGCAUCCUCCACAGCGUCGCCUUCCAGCACAAGCAAAAGCGGCGGCUCGCAGUCGCAAAAAGACGGUGAAAGCAACGACGCAACCUAUGUAGUCUUUUCCGCCAUCACGUCUAUCUUCGGUGUCUUGUUCUCCGCACUUUUCUUGGCUUAA